AUGAGUAGAAAGCUACAUGUGGUCAUUCUGGCCGCAGGUCAGGGCAAACGAAUGCGUUCAGCGCGGACCAAGGUGUUGCAGCUGGUAGCGGGUCAGCCGUUGCUGGGUCACGUGAUCAACAUUGCCCGCAGCCUGGAUCCGGCAGCCAUACAUGUGGUUUAUGGUCAUGGCGGUCAGACGGUGAAAGAGGCGUUUGCCCACCAGCCCGAUCUUCGUUGGGCGUUGCAAGAGCGUCAGCUGGGCACCGGCCAUGCCGUGCAGAUGGCUUUACCGGGCAUUCCUAACGACGCCAUGGUCUUGGUGCUCCUGGGUGAUGCGCCGCUGAUGUCACCGACCUCACUUGAACAGGUACUGGGUGAUGCCGGUGAUGGCCUUGGCAUACUGUCAGCACGCGUGGGUAAUGCGAUCGGGUACGGACGAAUAGUGCGUGCGCUAGACGGGCAGCUGGAACGCAUUGUGGAGCAGAAAGAUGCCAGCGAGACUGAGCUGGCGAUCACCGAGGUCAACGGCGGCGUCAUUGCCGCGCCCGCGGAGAGUCUUCGCCGUUGGCUGGAUCAGGUGGAUCAGGGAAACGCCCAGGGCGAGUUUUAUCUGACAGACUGCGUGGCUAUCGCGCGCAAUGAUGGUGCCACCAUCAGUGCCACGGUGGCGGGUCAUGCUGAUGAGAUUCUGGGUGCUAACGACCGUUGGCAGCUGGCAGAAUUGGAGCGCCUUUAUCAACGUCGGGCGGUCGCUGCUUUGUGUUACGACGGCGCCACGGUGAUGGAUCCGGCUCGGGUCGAUAUCCGCGGCACGGUGGAAGUUGACGAGGAAGUGGUCAUCGACGUCAACACCAUUUUCGAAGGUGAGGUGACGCUUGGCGCGGGAGUGACCAUCGGCGCUGGAAGCGUGAUCCGCAACAGCCGGCUUGGUCCAGGUACCCGGGUUGCGCCCUAUUGUGUGCUGGAGGGCGUUGAAACCGCUGGCGACUGUGAUAUCGGUCCGUUCGCCAGACUCAGGCAAGGUACUCAGCUGGGCCAGCAAACCAAAGUAGGCAACUUUGUGGAAACGAAAAAGGCGGUGCUGGGAGAUGGCAGUAAGGCCAGCCACCUGUCGUACCUGGGCGACACCGAGAUCGGCCAGGACGUCAACAUUGGCGCUGGCACAAUUACGUGCAACUACGACGGCGUUAAUAAGCACCUGACGGUGAUAGAGGACGGCGUGUUUAUUGGUUCUGACACCCAGUUGGUGGCGCCGGUAACCGUCGGCGCGGGGGCCACCAUUGGUGCCGGUACUACCUUAACUCAAGAUGCACCCGCGCAGUCACUGACUAUCUCGCGGGUGCGGCAGAAAGUCGUUGAUGGUUGGGAAAAGCCCGUUAAGAAAUAG
Molecule: messenger RNA, 1368 nt
Organism: Nerophis lumbriciformis (worm pipefish)
Lineage: Eukaryota; Metazoa; Chordata; Actinopteri; Syngnathiformes; Syngnathidae
Source: RefSeq, a predicted model, not a curated record